Chiloscyllium plagiosum (whitespotted bambooshark) is the source of this 7923-nucleotide messenger RNA. Its product is annotated as neuronal migration protein doublecortin-like. Gene Ontology annotation, biological process: axoneme assembly; intracellular signal transduction; photoreceptor cell development. The record is from RefSeq and is a predicted model, not a curated record. Lineage: Eukaryota; Metazoa; Chordata; Chondrichthyes; Orectolobiformes; Hemiscylliidae. Gene Ontology annotation, cellular component: axoneme.
AUUAAACACUUAGUCCAAUGUGCUGACUGAGAGAACGGAGGUCCAUUUUGUGUACCGCUGCGAUUUAAAAAAAAAUGUGUCGUGUUUUCUUCUCUCAUUCAUUCGACCCCUGCGAGGCGCUAGAACAGGAAACGUGCGAGCCGCUUGCAACACUCGGGCUGUUUCAGUGGAAGUCGACUUAGACUCGCACUAGGACCCAAGGAAGCCCCCAUUUCUCCCAUUUGUGGGUCUGGCUCGCCCGAGCGCAGACAACAAAAGCAGACUUGGAUUGUCUCUGUCUCUCUGCAUCCACACCCUGUCCACACUGCACACAAUUUGGUUUGUUUGAUCUUCAAUUCUGAUCAAUUAACUGAAGCAUGUUCCAAGAUAAAGAGCUGGAUUUCGGCCAUUUUGACGAAAGGGACAAGACACGUUACUCAAAGGGUUCAAGGAUGAAUGGUUUACCAAGCCCCACACACAGUGCUCAUUGCAGUUUCUACCGCACCCGAACCUUGCAGGCCCUUACCACUGAGAAGAAAGCCAAGAAGGUCCGCUUCUAUCGUAAUGGGGAUCGGUACUUCAAGGGCAUUGUGUAUGCAAUAUCUGCAGAUCGCUUCCGUUCCUUUGACGCUCUGCUGGCAGACCUGACCCGAACCUUGUCUGAUAAUGUGAACCUCCCACAGGGAGUUCGCAUUAUCUUUUCCAUUGAUGGGCUUGGGAAGAUUACCAGUCUUGAUGAACUGGAGGAAGGAGAGAGUUAUGUUUGCUCAUCUCAUGACAUCUUCAAAAAGGUGGAUUACACCAAGAAUGUAAAUCCCAAUUGGUCUGUGAACGUCAAAGCCUCUGCUACCCAGAAAGUACCACAGUCUCUGGCCAGUGCCAAGCACAUGACUGAGGUCAAAGAAACCAAGGACUUUGUUCGCCCAAAACUCGUGACUGUCAUACGGAGUGGAGUCAAACCACGGAAAGCAGUGAGAGUUCUGCUCAACAAGAAAACAGCACACUCCUUUGAGCAAGUUCUUACUGACAUCACUGAGGCCAUCAAGCUUGAGACUGGGGUAGUGAAGAAGCUAUACACCUUGGAUGGCAAGCAGGUGUCAUGCCUACAAGACUUUUUUGGGGAUGAUGAUGUGUUCAUUGCUUGUGGCCCAGAAAAGUUCCGAUAUGCCCAAGAUGACUUUUCACUGGAUGAAAAUGAGGUGCACAGAAGUCGGACGCUGGGAGGUUUUGAUGUUGAAUGCCGUGUGGUGAAGACAAACCCUGGAGGCAAAUCAACUAAUGCCUCACAAAGGUCCACAGGCAAGAGCUCUGGAGCUUCACGUCGCAGUAAGUCUCCUGCAGACUCUGCUAAUGGAACCUCUAGCAGCCAGCUCUCCACUCCCAAGUCCAAUAAGUCUCCAGUCUCAACACCCAUUUCGACACCAACUAGCCCAGGCUGCCUUCGCAAGCACAAGGAUCUGUAUCUGCCACUUUCUCUGGAUGACUCGGACUCACUGGGUGACUCGAUGUGAGCCAGAUGAGUGAUGGAAGGCUGGAAUUCGCCAUCUGAACCAGUGAGACUUGGAAAAGGAAUUCUGCCCAGUGUGCAGAGGUUAUUGAUCUUGGUGUUCACUAAUUGCCAAGUGACACCAAAACAAAAUUGCCCUGUUUUUAACAGUUUGUCCUUCUCAUGAGAAACCUAGUAUCUUGGAAUAUCACUGCCUUUUUCUAAACAUCAGAUAUGAAGCACUGUGAGAAUAUUUCAUAAUAACACAAGCAGGUCUCUUGUACGUCACUUGUUCUUUGAAAUUUAUGGUCCCUGGUUAUGUUUUUUUCAAUGGUGCUGUGUGAUUUUCCAUUUCUCUUUGAUAUUUGAUGUGCAGUUAUUAUAUGCUUCAUUUAUAAAUCCGGUUUUAGUUAUUAAAGACCUCUGCCAGUUUUUUCUUUUUUAAGAAAAUCCUCUGCUGCGCAGACAUGUUUAACAUCUGAUUUGUUUAAAAAAAGGAGGGACAGAAAAAAACUCCAAAAAAAUCAUUAACUAAGAUGCAAACAUUUAGUUUAAAGUGAAAAUAACAUUGAUUUGAGAAUGGGAAAGUAAUUUCAGAAGAAUACAGCUUAAUGAGACUAAGGCAUUAAUUUUCUAAAAUUAAAUUUGAUCACAUUUGUUUAAUACUUUUUUUAGUGAUAAAAUGAUUCUGAUUCUUGCUUUAUAUGACAUUUUGAAUGGAUAGAACUAUUUAGGGUUAGAGUAAGACAGCAAAUUUACAUUUUACUAAUAAGAACAAAUUGUUCAUGCGCUUUUUUAUUUGUGAAUGUGUUCACUGUGCAAUUAUAUUCAAAUCAGUUUAUAAGUAGACUUACUGAAUUGCAUUAAUCGAAUACUUGUAAAAGCUGGUGGUGAAGGGUUUUCUUUGAUAGGGAAAAGGGAACAUUAACUUGCCACUGGACUAGGAUUAGCAUGAAAUAAACUUGCCAUGCAUGAGACUUAUCUUGUGCUUUUCUUGAUUCAUAAAGAAUGUUUACAACCUUGUUUGAUUUGGUGUGACAUUUAGCUUGCAGGCUGAUUUUACUCUGAUGUGGAAUUCAAAUUUCAAUGCACUGCAAUUUCUUCUGUUUCAAUAACCAAGUUUGGAAGAUUAGUCAUGAGUAUUUCUCCAUGCUACUGUCCUGCUGCAGAACGUCUUAUGAUGCAGCCUCCUUUGUUUUCUGCCCCUUUCCCCAGAGAACAAAGAAUUGCUCCAUUUUGCCAUGGAAUUUGCAUUGCUGUGAAAUUCACCCUGUUCACCAUUGCAUUUUGGCCCUGAAGCAUUCACUGAACAGUCACAGGCUUGGCAAUUGUUUGAAUAUUGUGGCCCCUGUAUACUUUCAGUCAGAAAAAAAAGUAGUGGUUGAAAUUGGCUGGUAGAUGCCCCCACUUCCGCAGAUUAGCAGAUUGUCUAAUGAUUGGCAUAUCGAAGUGAUUAUUCUCUUUCCAUGAUAUCAAUGUGCCACAAUACAAAAAUUAUUGCCAGCUAAUGUUUCAAUUAUCCUUCAGUUCACCUCCAAAAUGAGGUAGCAGGGAGAAGAACUAUUACAAAAAAGUUGUCAAUUAGGAUCGUGCAGCUGAAUGGUAUGUGAGAGAGAAAUUGGGGUUUAUUGUUGGUACAUUUUGCCCUCUCAACAUACUUUCAUGAAUUUUGCUUAACCUUCUGGCCAUUCCUUAACCAGCCAAUGUUCUUCUUCAUGUUCUAGUGUCAGUUCAAAUCACCAAGUCUAGUUCCAUCAUUCAGCAAGUUUCUAAUCAUAUUAGAUGAUGUUUUGAGAGGAUGGCAAGCAUCACAUCUUCUAGGGAGUCAUUCCUCGCUCACGUAACAUCUGAGAAAGUCUACAGAAGAAAUGUUAUGUUCUUUAAAACAUGUGUUCCAGUUACCUUUAACUCUGUGAGGACUCAGGAUUUUGGGAUUUUUUUUGUCCCUGAGUUGUUUUUUUUCUCUCUCCUUUUGUAUGAUUUUUCCUGAGUCAUAAUUGAGCUUCAUAGCUUCAGAUUUCAGAUGUUUAUCACUGGCCUUCAAUCAACUAUAGUGGUCAAAAUGGCUGCUGCAGCAGGCAGGGAGUGAGAGGCCUCUUGGCCUGUCUGGAGAUCAGCUCUGCUCCCAGGAGGUCUUCCCUGGCCAAUUAAGUUGGCCCCUACUGCUGGUGGGAACCAAAGGGCCGUUAGUUGCAUGACAUUUGUAUUAGUUUUGGAGGCAGUUUUGCCACUCCUCACUGGUUUAUGAACUACCCAUUACUAUAUGCUGCUGAAAUAUGGUAAUCAAUAAUAUGGAAAACAAAAUGUACUUUUGUAACACCAGCCUUAUUUUUGAAAAACAUCACUGGUUUCCAGGGAUUCAGUGAUAAUGGCUUGAGAAUAGCAAUCAAGAAGCCCAGGCCACUGCUCUGGGUAUUUGGGUUAGAAUCCCACUGUGGUAAAUGAAGAUUGAAUUUAAUAAAAUCUGGAAUAAAAAGCUGACAUAAUGCCAACCAUGUGCCCAUUGUCAAAUAUUGGAAAAUUCCAUCUGGUUCACUAAUGUCUGUUCGCAAAGGAACCCUGCCAUAUUUACCUAGUUUGACCUACAUGUCUCCAGAUCCACACAAUGUGACAGAAUCUUAACUGCUCCUUGGGCAAUUAGGGAUGGACAAUAAAUGCUAGCCUAGCCAGCGUGUCUACAUCCCAGGAAUAAGUAAGAACAAAAUGUCUUGGUUUACUUUCUGCUUGCUAGCAAGUCCAGGCAGGAGGUUCCAUCUUUGUUUUCUACUUGGUAAUAGAAUGGCAGAUGACAGACAUCCUGAUAAAAGUUCCUUCUUCUUACUUCUCCCAGUAUUAGGCUUCUAUUACAGUUUGAUCUUCUUUCCAAUAGGCUGGUGAUGGCAGCAUGAUGCCUUGUCUGUACUUCUCCAGAAGUCAAUUCAAAAAAGCUCAAUUGGACUCAGUCACAGAAUAGCAAUAGAUGGUGCAAAUAAAUUCAUAAUGUACCCAAAGGUGUAUUAAGAGUUGCAGCAGUAAGGAGUCCAGAUUCUACUCCUCAGAGCAAUCUCUUUGAUCUCUGGCUUUGGUAUCAUUUGAACUCCCUGGGCAAGUCUGCAGCUUAAAGUGUGUCAGUGUGUUCCCUUAAUAAAGAGAAGUAAGCUCAGCAGGGAGAGUAUUCCCAAAAUUUGUGUGUGUGUGUGUGUGUAUAGCCACACAAGCCACAUCAGAUUAAUUCUCAGUCAGACAGGCUAAUGUAACCCCAUAAAAGUAAACAUAGUUUGAGAUUGUGAUUUGGUUAAGACAGCUGUGUAUGUUAUUUAAAUGAUGUGUCAUGCACAGGUGACCUAUAGGCAUAAUGGCAGUGCUUGGUGUGAAAAUACAGAUGACCCUUUUGUAAUUGAAUUAAUUUCAGUGCUCGAGGUACACAAUAGGCAAAAAGCCUCUGGUCUUUAAUGAAACAAACUCUGCCUGAAUGCUGACUUAAUUUAAUAACCUGUGUAUUUUCACACUUGUAAUGGUCAUUAUAUUGUGGAACUCCUUCCAUAGGAAGUGAGAUCACAGUGGCUCUGGUUUCAUCCUGUUCACAUUGAGGAUUGGGCCAAGAGCACCUUGAAGGAACUGAGCGUGUGAAAAGUCAAGCACGAGCAGUUAAUCCCGAGGGAAUACGGGCCAGUAAUCUGAAAAUAUUACUGGUCAAUAUUGGCCGGAUGAGCGGCAGCCGCAAGGAAAAGAAGUUCACGGUAAAUAAGUUGGUUGCCACUGGUGGCUCCUUUGGCUUUAGAGGUAGAAAGUGAGAUUUUGACAAGGGGCAGUGUUCUGUCCCCCAGAGAAGGUGAGUGAAACCACUUUGUGAGGUGGCACUCUGUCUGCUUGGAGUGGGGAAUAAGAUAACCUCAUGAAGAGAUGCCUCAAGUGCACUGUCUGGUUUCUUAAUGCACUGCCUCUGUGGACAGAGUGUAGCUGCACCGUGGGUAAAUGAAAAGAAUUAAGAAUGAUAGUAAUGCUAAUCAGCAGUAUUUAUUUCACAAAGAACCCUCUAAAAAUACCAUUACCUAAGACCGUGAGUGUAUUACAUUGAUAUCUUUUAUUUUUCAUUGAAUAUUUUAACCACGGCGGCAGUUGAUUUGUGAGUUUGUUUUGAGAUGUAACAAAGACUCACAACAACGGUUAAGCCAGCCUCAGAUUUGCAUACCUGGUAAAAAGCCAACCUGGAAGGAAAAUUGGCAUAAACACUCAAAAUGUUACAAAUUGAGACCGUAUCCUAAAAGAUGAAAAAGAAGGUCAGUAUAAUAGACUGAAGCAUUGCCUGCUAUGUACUGCAUUCAUUUUUCUUCUAUCCUUGCACGUCAUGGGCAGUGCAGCCUGGGUCUGUUAGCAUUCCCAUGGAAACAAGACAGACUAUGUUUUUGUCGCCAUGCAACAGGAGUCAGCCAGGAAUAAGUGGCACUGUUCCCAUAAUUGGCAGUAUCAAUUGGCUGCUGGUGUAUGAGGCAGCUGAGGUGAAUGUAAAGGAGCAGAAAUCUGAAGCAGAGUUAGUUGUAUAUGUGAGUGUUGAGGCUGGAAGUAAAUUGACAUAAUUGAAAUUGGUUAGAACUGUUGACAAAUAGAACAUUGGAUCAGUAUUGAGUCUGGUUAAUGGUGAUUAUAGGAUCAAAACUGCAGUUGUUUUAAAUCUGGAGAAGCGCAUUGCUGAACAAAUCCACUGUCCACACUCAUAGCCUAGACUGUGAAUGCUUUGCUAUUAGUGCAUUAAAUUCCUUUCCUGAGGAAUUAAAAUAUAUUAAUAUAGAGACUCAGUGGUAUAGGGUGUUUCAUCUGUGAGUUCUCAUCCAAAUCCACAUUGAUGCAAAUUGAUACUGAAUUGCAAAUUUUAUUUGGAAGAUCAACAAGGUUGGCUACUAUGCCAAAUUUGCGUUAAUGUAGCCAUGGGCAUUCUGAGGUUUUCAUUAAUACGACUGCACCUGGCUGCAUUGAGUAUGUCCAGAUAAUGCUGUUGUUGACGCUGAAUGCUGGAAUAGGCAAUAGAACUAACUUCACUUCUGUUUAGCACAAUCAUCAUAAAGUACAAAACAGAAUUGUAGUGUGUAUUUACACAAUAUAACUCAACAUGCUUCAUUGAGAUAGUGGUAAAAAUAGUAAUAUUUAAUAAUAGGGAAGCUCUAAACCAUUUGGAUGUUAUUAGAUACACCAUUAAUUUGAAAAUCUGAUCUAGUCAGAGACAAACAUAUUUCUGACCUUUGGAAUAAUAUUGUCCUUCAGGAUUGUCCACACAAUAGGAGAGACCUUAACUAAUUCAAAACCCAAGCCAUUUGCUUAGAGUUGGGAGUGGGCCCCUUCCGAAGUCUGGUGCCUUCUUAAACUCAAAUCUGCCAUGGUUGAAGUUGAUGAGGGAAAGCCAGGAAAAUCUUAAAGCUUACCUCAAUUUCAGUGUUGUUGCUCAUUCACUGGUGAGCAGGUUUCAAAGUGGUGACAAGAAGCAGAUUGCCAGCCCAUCCAUCUAUUAAUUAGGUGUCUCGCUGACUCAUACUUCAAUUACACUCAAAUUUAUCCCAUAAAUGGAAAUAGUUAGGUCUAAAAGCAUGCUUGAAAAUCUUAUGCUCUGAACAGGAAUUUUCUGGCACCUAACUGUAGACAGUUUUCCAAUAAAUGUGCCAUAAUGUCAGAAACAGUUGAGCUUUAAUAAAAUUCAAAUUAAAUCUUAAAUAAACCUCAUCAUUCUGGAAAUGCAUGGCGUGAGCUGAUGGUGCCAAAAGUGAUCAGAAACAAAGUUUGAAAGUUACAGUACAAUACAGCUACAAAACAGCAAUGGUUUGCACUUUUUGAAAACACCCUUAAAAUUCUUAUCUAAUAGGUCCCUGGGAAGUUCCCAUUUUCAGUGUAAUCACUCUCAACCAUCUCUUUGCUAUAAUUCUUGAAUGCUUACCUUUUGCUGUAAAAUCAUAUCCCAGCAUUCCAAAGUACCUACCAUUCUGUUUAAUUACUCCCACACACAUGGUAUUCUCCUUAUGAUAAUUUUCAGGUGUCAUCAAUUGCAAAUAUAAUUGUUCUUGUUAUGACUGUAAUCUACCUUUUGGGUGUUAUCGAUCUGUUAGUCAGCAAUUUGUGAGCAGCGGGUAGGUAACAGUAAUGCAUUUCUCUUCAAUUCUAUUGUCAGAAAAUUAACCAGAACAUCAAUGCAAUCUAUAGAAUCUAUAAAAACCCAAAUGUACCAAAAUUUGCUUUCGGGGAAAAAAAAGCCUACCAUCGAGUUGAAUAUAUAAUGGAACUAAGAAAAGUGACAUUUCUUUUUAAAACGUUAAUUUCUGAAUAGUUUGCUUGCUUGCUUUUCUAUUACAUCAGUGCUAUCAUGCUUGAACCAUGUGCAUGUUUCAGCCAUUUUUGCUAUCUGUGGUGAAGAGUCAGUUUGCUAUUUUUGCUGCCUUUUUUGUGAAAUUCUAAAUGUACAUAAAAUGUUUAUUAUUAUUGACUUUUUAAAUUUC